Caenorhabditis briggsae is the source of this 957-nucleotide messenger RNA. The record is from RefSeq and is a predicted model, not a curated record. NCBI's taxonomy places the organism in Eukaryota, Metazoa, Nematoda, Chromadorea, Rhabditida, Rhabditidae. The coding region runs from base 1 to 957 and encodes 318 amino acids. The transcript is spliced from 5 exons.
AUGGUCUCCAAAAGACUGGAAAAACUGAAAGAAUCGGUUCAUAUCGAAUUCCUCAACAAUUAUCAAACAUUUCAUCGUCAUCAAAAAAGAAAAACUUCAGAUGGAAGAGAAGAGACAACUACAUAUACAGAGGAGAUUACGGUAGAUCAACUUCCAAGUUUUCUCCAUCCCAACGGAAUUGCUCUUCCUCAAAAGACCGACGGUGAAAUGCCUCCAAUUUUCCCAUGUCCCAUUCUUACCGAUUUUUUGAUGUUGAAAGAUUCCACGUGUAAUCCAUCUAAAUUUCUCGACGACGUCGACGUCUUCACAACUCUCUCUUCUAUCCGUAGUCUAGUUUGUCAGUGGGUCAAUUAUAAUGGACCAAAGAGUUUGUUUUUCAAAAAAAAUCCCCACUUCUGUCACAUGGAUAAUCAAGGUCGAGUUUAUCUGAAUACUGGAACCAACUACACUGUUCCAUAUGAAAGAAGUACUUCAUUUUUAAACAGAUUCACUAUUCUGGAACAUGGACAAACAUGGGAUGAAUUCAUCGCCACUUCAUAUUCUGGACUAGCGAAAAUUCGUCUGAAAAAUGGAAUGCGCGUGGCAUUCACCUAUAAAAUGUACUCCCAAUCUGACAGUCAACCAGUUGAUAUUGUCAUUCGAUCCGCUGGGUCUUUCCAAAAAGAAAUCGAAUUCCAUUUUAUGAAUUGCCUUCUCACGGAAAAGAAGAUAUGGAGAUAUGAAUUCUACCGAAAAACCACAGUAUUCCGGGAAUCGUUGUCAGCAGAGGAUUUGUGGAAUCGUAUGCCUCCAGAACAGCAAUUAAAAGUUGUGGAUUGUUUCGAGAGUCGUCUACCUGAUUUUUUGUUAGAAGUUGCUUAUGGAAUCGAGUCUGAAGACGUCGUCAACGUUAUCCGUUCGGUCAUCAAUUAUUAUGUUCAUAUGACGAAAAAGCCUGAUUUGGAGACACUUUACUAA